Molecule: messenger RNA, 1723 nt
Organism: Hydractinia symbiolongicarpus
Lineage: Eukaryota; Metazoa; Cnidaria; Hydrozoa; Anthoathecata; Hydractiniidae
Exons: 2
Coding region: 1-1614 (537 amino acids)
Source: RefSeq, a predicted model, not a curated record
AUGAGGCAUGACUUAUGGUGUGUAUUCGUAUUUUUGUUGUUGUUGUUUUUGUUUGUCGCACCUUCUAAACUUUCGCCACGUUUAUCAAAGUUUAUUGGCAAGAAAAUAUCGCAAACAAACAGAAAAUCUGGAAUAAAUGAAUCGAGUGAAACUACAUCUAAAUAUCGAAGAGCAGUAACCAGACAGUAUGGUACAUCGAGUGAAACACCGCCAAAUCAGUUUAAAUUAAAAGAAUGGUAUAAAGGCUUUUCUAAAUGUCAAAGAUCAGUUGUUUCAUUUCAGCAAUGGACAGAAGAAGUAAUGAAAAAUAAAACAGAUGGUCAACUCUUGAAAAUUCAAAAAUUAAAAGAUGCGUUACUCGGACAGAACGUCAGUUUAGACAAACCAAAUCAAAAGGGAAAUAAAGUUUUAGUUGCUGCGGAGAGGAAAAUUAAAGACAACCAAUUAAAUAAUGAUGAUAAGAAAACUAGUGUAGAGACAAAUUCUGAUGACGUGUUAAAAAAUGAAAACAUAAAACUGAUACAAGGAGCACACCCGAUAAAUGAGAGUCCGGAGAAUUUGGAUGAAGAGGAUGGCAUCGAAUUUGAUAUCAAUAAUACUAAUGAUAAGUUUAUUAAAAAAAGUAGAAUCAUUAGAACAGUGAAAAGAUCUGUGUCAAGCAAGAGAGAUCAACGUUUCAAAGAAAAUCAGCUGAUCAAAAGGAACAAUAAGAAUGUUAGACGUAAUGAAAGAAUAAUGAAUUUAGUGAGCAAUUUUUUAAAGGGCGAUGAUAUCAAGAAAUCUGUUCAUACUAGAAAGAGUGGUGACUUGACGAAGAAAGGUUCAUUCAGUGCAUCGAGAGAGAAAAUGCUUGGGAAAAAAAUAUUUGAAAAACAUGAAAAGUUAUGGAAGAAAGAUGAAACCAUAAAUAAAAAGAAGAAAGCUUUGACAGAAGAAGAUAACAUCUCUAUAAAUGGAAAACCGUUGAACGACACAAACGAUAAAGAUGUUUCCAUAAAUAUAGUGUUACCAAAUACGCAACAACAACAGCAGCAGAGCACGACCAAUAAUCCACCAAAACAACAUGAGAAACAUCCUAUAAAAUUGAAACAAGUAGAAAACCCUCUUCAACUUAUUCCUGCACCUCUUCCUAGUGCUCCAAGCCUGGGAGCUUUAUCCAUGCCUGUUUCUUGCCCAGAAUGCAACGUAAAUAGCAUAGUUAGUGAACUAACACGGGCCUUAGAUCGUCAACAGAUGUCUAAUGAGAUGCAGCAGGUAUCAAAUACCAUAGCUCAAACAAUGUUGAACACAUUAAUUCUCACAGGACAUCAUGGCAACCUUCAUGGACAAAAUGGUGGAAGUGGUUGCUGUGGUUGCUGUGGUAACGAUUGUUGUUGCAAUGGCAGGCAAGGUUGUGGUAGUAACUGCGCAACUAACUGCGACUGUUGUUCUAAAGAGAGCCAAAACAACGAAGACUUAAAGAAGCUAUUUAAAGAGACUCUGGAAGAAAUCAAGAAAGAAAAAGAGAAGGGAAAGGAUGAUCAGUCAAUAUUAAAAGAUAUACUAAAAGAAUUAAAAGAUAAGCCAACUCCAUCGCCAGAAGUUUUACUUAUAAGUACACCUGAGCCUUAUUAAAGUGAAUUUGUUGACGAGAAGAAUUGUUAAAUUCUGUCGUCUUGUGUUGUACGAACGAUGCAAUCUAACCAGCCAAUGUUAUCACUAUCUGAAAUUUGCACUAAUACCU